Zingiber officinale is the source of this 1358-nucleotide messenger RNA. Its product is annotated as putative deoxyribonuclease TATDN1. Gene Ontology annotation, molecular function: 3'-5'-DNA exonuclease activity. NCBI's taxonomy places the organism in Eukaryota, Viridiplantae, Streptophyta, Magnoliopsida, Zingiberales, Zingiberaceae. The transcript has 12 exons. The coding region runs from base 112 to 1098 and encodes 328 amino acids. Gene Ontology annotation, cellular component: cytosol. The record is from RefSeq and is a predicted model, not a curated record.
GAUGGAUUCCAUCUUACAGUUUCCCCCAAUUCAAACCACAGAAGCUUAAACUCGACGGAACCAUCUCGCCGCCUUCUACUCUUCGAUUCCUUGCAAUUCGCCACGGCGUCGAUGUCUUCCUCCGUCAGGAUGAUCGACAUAGCCGUCAACUUCACAGACAGCAUGUUUAAAGGGAUCUACAAUGGCCGGCAGUGCCACGCCGCUGAUAUCCCCACCGUGUUAGCUCGUGCGUGGAGCGCCGGAGUCGAUCGGAUCAUUGGGGAUCACUUCAUGAAUCAAAGGAGGCCCUCGCUAUCGCAGAAACUGAUGAUUGGCUACCGCUCAUGUUAUGAAGGACGCCUCUAUUGUACGGUCGGUGUGCAUCCUACUAGAUGUAAGGAAUUUGAAGACAGUGGGGACCCUGACCAAUAUUUCCAGGCGCUUGUGUCUUUAGCUCGGGAGGGCAUUGAGAAAGGCAAGGUGGUGGCGAUUGGAGAAUGUGGACUGGAUUAUGACAGGCUUCACUUUUGCCCUGCUGAAGUACAGAAGAAAUACUUUGAAAGGCAAUUUGAACUGGCAGAAGCUGUAAAGUUGCCUAUGUUUUUGCAUAUGCGUGCUGCUGCUGAAGACUUCUGCGAUAUUCUUAAGCGGAACAAGGAAAGGUUCAUUGCUGGUGUUGCUCAUUCAUUUACGGGAAGUGCAGAAGAAUGCAAUAAGCUCUUGGCAUUUGAGAACCUUUUUAUUGGCAUCAAUGGCUGCUCUCUCAAGACACAUGAAAAUCUUGAUGCGUUGUGUGGUAUUCCAGUUGAGAGAAUGAUGAUAGAGACAGAUUCCCCUUACUGUGAAAUUAGAAGCACUCAUGCCGGAAUGCAGUUUGUAAAAUCAAAUUGGCCCUCUAAGAAGAAGGAGAAAUAUGAUCCUGAUUCUGCCGUGAAAGGUCGGAAUGAACCUUGUUUCGUGAGGCAAGUUCUUGAGGUGGUUGCUGGUGCCAAAGGUAUUGGGGAAAUAAACCGAUUGAGCAAAGUUUUGUACCACAACACUUGCAGGGUCUUCUUUCCGAACGACUUGGAUACCGCUGCGGAUGCUCUCCUUGAAGGUGAUCACGCUAUCAACGAAUAACUGCUAAUUUCUGAGACUUGAACUUAUUUGUAUUCCUCUUGCCACUGUUCCUCUUUCUGUACACUGUUCUAAGUUAUCUUGGAUUCGAUUGUAUGAAAAAAUUAGUGUUUUCAAACUCGGACGGACCGGUUAACCCGACUGACCUCUGUUUUCCGGUUUAACCAAUUGAAUUGGCCAGUUCGGUUGAGUUUCAUCCAAAAUAAUUAUUCACUCAUCUUUUUUUAUAUGUGAAAAAAUAGAUUGGUGAGUGUUUUGACUGU